Messenger RNA from Chara braunii, 1095 nucleotides. The record is from the annotation of a GenBank genome assembly. Lineage: Eukaryota; Viridiplantae; Streptophyta; Charophyceae; Charales; Characeae.
CCGCUCACAUCCGUGCAGCCAAACAAGCAGGAGCGGAGCAGUAAUGACAGCAGGCCGAAGCCGCAGCAAUGAUCAACCAACUCCAGAUGGCCACUUGCAUGACACUGCGGCAGCAAGAGAUGGAUUAUGCUGUAAUACUCAGAAAAUGGCACUUUAAACUGACGGAAAGCAACAGCAACCCGACGGAUGCCGAGAAGACCAAGGAGGACAUAGCCAUGAUGAUUGCACUUCUCAUCGCAACGUGCAAUUGGCAGCAGCAGGAGCUGCAGCGCUUGGCGCGGGUGAUUGACAGCAACUGUGACCAGCAAGAUGGCACCAACCGCGGCUUUCAUACCCACAUCGGACACCUGGAGAACUUGGACACCGCCACACCAGACAGCAAACCUUAUACCAGCCAGCCAUCAACACGACAGCUCGAGCAGCGGAUCGACCAUAUGGUUGCCACAAUCGGCAACCUUGGCACGUUCGCAGAACCAGCAACGAUCAGUCAACAUAUUGCCUCGUUGACAAGCGAUCUCCGUACGCUGCAGCAGCGACCAUCAGGUAGCAGCGACCAGCGUCCGUACAAGAUGCCAAACUUCAACAUUGAGAAGUUUGACGACUACACCAAGCAAGACCCGCUAGCAUGGUGGCAAGGCUUUACCACUCAAUCACGUUUCCGCGACGUUCCCGAACACCUUAAGCUCGCGACGCUCUAUCUCAACACCACAGGUGCAUGCCAAAUCUGGCUCAACCACCUCAUUAGCAAGGAAGGAGUCAACAUGGACCGCCUGCACGCCAAGUUGGAUUGGGACAUCGUGGAAGCUUUGUGGAAAGCAAGGUUCAUCAUACAGGACGAGGUCGCCAAGGGCAUCAACAAAGAUUUCCAGAUGUACCAAGGGAGCCAGCCGACGUAUGAAUGGUUGAACGAAUCGCAAACGAUUGUUGCCAUUCUGGAUCUGAACUUACCAUUCACACACAUUCAAUGUGAGUUCUUCAACGCUCGGUUGACUCCUUGACCCAAGCGCUUGCUCGAGUGGAGGACUAUGAAGAUUUCGGUUCGAUCGUAACUCAAGCUUGCUCCCUCAUCCAAACCAAUCGGCGUGCUGCUAACGA